Molecule: messenger RNA, 486 nt
Organism: Acanthocheilonema viteae
Lineage: Eukaryota; Metazoa; Nematoda; Chromadorea; Rhabditida; Onchocercidae
Source: the annotation of a GenBank genome assembly
AUGUCAUCAAACAAAAAGUGCACCAUACCAAUAGCGCGAGGUACACCACCCUCACGAACUGUGAGCUUCAGUGAACUGCGUGGUGGCAAGGAAGGGGUGCGUGUAUCGCUGAGUGUGGAAGAGCUCGCACUAUUGGAUGAAAUUCAACGUCGUGGACGAGUCAGUUCUUCCACCGGCGUGCGAACAGGAAAGAUUAGUGUUGCAGAAUUAAUGGGAUGUGGUGAUAAAAAUGCUGACAAGAAGAGACGAAAAAAAGAUCGAAGGAGCUCGGUAAUGACUAGUGAGUACACUAAUGACUUCCACAAUCGUGCACCAUCAAUGAUUGAAACAUCAAAUCACGGAAUAUCGGUCGAUCCCGCCACUCUUCUUGAUGUUGCAGGAUGGAAGAUUCCUCCACUACCACCAGGACUUGUCUCAAUAAGUAACUUCUUCAGCCAUUUGUUCAACAAGACAAUGACAGGAAAUAAAAUUGAUAAACAAUUGUAG